Messenger RNA from Lates calcarifer (barramundi perch), 2913 nucleotides. It is a transcript of the gene ppan, whose product is annotated as peter pan homolog. The record is from RefSeq and is a predicted model, not a curated record. Lineage: Eukaryota; Metazoa; Chordata; Actinopteri; Centropomidae. The transcript is spliced from 12 exons. Gene Ontology annotation, biological process: ribosomal large subunit assembly; rRNA processing. Gene Ontology annotation, cellular component: preribosome, large subunit precursor. Gene Ontology annotation, molecular function: rRNA binding. The coding region runs from base 184 to 1791 and encodes 535 amino acids.
GGACAUAUUAGCGUGUGACACAUAGUGAUAGACCCAUGUGGAGGACGACGUGUUGGCUCCACCGUUGAGUUGCUGGAGUUGAAUAUCUGCCGACAUAAUGCGCGUUAAUUCUCUUUGCAGCAUAAAUAUAUUGUAGACACAGGUAGUGUUACUUUGUUCACCUGGUCCACAUCGCGCUGAAUUAUGGGGAAAUCAAAGACCAAGAACCAGAAGAAAGCCCGAGCAACGGCCAACCAUGUGGCCGUGGAGACCUACGGAACUGUUCCCCACUCCUUCGUGUUUCACCGGGGUCAGAUCGGGAAAAACGUGGGUCAGCUCGUCCUGGACGUGAGGAGAGUCUUGGAGCCCUACACCGCUGAGUCUCUGAAGGUUAAGAAAAAGAACGUGCUGAAAGACUUUGUGGCCAUCGCAGGACCACUGGGAGUGACACACUUCAUGAUCUUUAGCAAGACCCCCAGCAGCAUCAACAUGAGACUUGCUCGACUUCCCAAAGGUCCCACGCUUCAUUUCAAAGUGUUGAAGUACUCUCUCAUCAAAGAUGUGGUUUCAUCUUUGAAGAAGCACCGGAUGCACGAGCAGCAGUUCACACAUCAUCCACUGCUCAUCCUCAACAACUUUGGAUCUGAUGGCAUGCACAUCAAACUCAUGGCCACCAUGUUCCAAAACAUGUUUCCUUCCAUCAAUGUGCACAAGGUGAGCCUCAACAACAUCAAGAGGUGCGUGCUACUGAAUUACAACCAAGAAUCUCAGGAAAUAGAGUUUCGACAUUACAGCCUGAAGGUCGUCCCUGUCGGCAUGAGCCGUGGAGUCAAGAAGCUGAUGCAGGAGAAGUUCCCCAACAUGAGCAAGUUUGAGGACAUCAGUGAGCUGCUGCUGAAGGGGGCCAACCUUUCAGAAAGUGAGGCAGAGCAAGAUGGGGAGCACAACAUAACCGAACUGCCGCAGGUCUACUCCGGAAGAGGCAACAUGGCGUCCCAGCAGAGUGCUGUCCGCUUAACUGAGAUCGGUCCUCGCAUGACUCUGCAGCUGACGAAGAUCCAAGAAGGAAUGGGAGAAGGGAACGUCCUUUAUCAUGCAAUGAUCUCCAAGACAGAGGAGGAAAUACAGGAGCUCCUGAACAGAAAGGAGGCCCAGUUGAAGGUUAAGGAGGAUCGGCGGAAAAAGCAGGCGCAGAAUGUUGCUCUGAAAAAGGCGAAACAAGAAGAGCACAAGAAAAAGAGCCUGGAGGGCAUCAAGCGGAAACGUGCCGAGGCCGAAGAGGACAGUGAGGUGGAGGAUCCCGGGAUGCAGGACGAUCACGUCGCUGCUGUCGAAUCUGAUGAUGAGGUGGAGUACUACAGACAGGCUGUAGGAGAGGAGCCCGACGAAGACAUGUUCCCUAGUGCCAAGAAGAGGAAGGGCUCAGAAAAGUCUCACACACCUGCCAAGAAGAGGAAACUUUCACCUGGAAAAUCACAGAGAAAAGACAGAGAUACAAAAUCUCCAAAGAGAAAUGGUCCAGGACGACAGCUCAGAGACAAAACAGGAAAGGGAUGGAAAAAAUCCGGGGACAAGGAGAAAUCAUUUGGCAAGAAAAUGAAGCCUGGAGGAAAGACAUUCCAAGCCAAGAAACCUGGCGAUAGAGAUAAUAAAUAUGGUGGGAAGAAGAAAUUUGAAGGGAACAAAACAUUUGGUGGAAAGAAAAAUAUGGACAAACCAUUCAAAUCUAAAGGGCAGAAAGGCAAGCCAGGCUUCAAGAAGAAAGGUGCAGGAGCGAAGCAAGGAUUCAAACAGAGGAAGGGGAAAGGUUGAACUCACCCUUCUCUCUGGACUCAGACAUUGAGUGACUUAUUGCGCUGAAGCACCAGAUGGCAGCAAGCAUCCAUUUGCCAUCAGUGCCUCAGCCAGGACUGAUCGUUGUUUGAAACAGUCUAUUGCUGGAAAUCAGCAGAGGGACAGAAGUGCUAUAUUUUCACAUGUAUGAAUUAAUAUUGAAAAUGUACUUCUUCAAUAAAUUGUUUUUAAAAAAAAUCUUGCCAACACAGUGGAUAAUGUUCCCUGAUGUUUUUAGAAUCCAGCUCUAUAAUGCAACUCUUCAACCCAGAGAGAAGCCCCACCCAUGGCAUUUGAGUCUGUUCUGUUCCUGUUCUGUUCUCCACCAUUGUCUCCAUGGAAGGACUGAGUUGUAAGUAGUGAUCAAAAAAAAUCUAUUAGAUCAGCUAGCGUUUCAGUGGGAAAAAUGUUAUAAAUGAAGACUUGGGAAAUAUUAGAUUAUUUGAGUUAAUUUAGAUGUGAUGCAGAGUACGUGGUUAUAUAUAGAGCAUCCAAAACCUAACUGUACAGAAUGAAUUUAGAUUAUAUUAUUAUGGACAUUAUGCUGUGUUUACUGAACAAUCACAUCUAUGGGUUAAUGCUAAUUUCAUUUUUUUUUUUUUUUUUUUGCAUCAAAUAUAUUUUUCUGAGCGACAUGAAUGACAUUAGAGGAAAGAAGUUUGGGAGGAACUAGUCCAGGCCAGAAGCUCUGCUGGUGUGACUUAAGAAUAAAGAUAAGAGACUGAUAGAUGUGUUUUUUUUGUUUUUGUUUUUUUCUUUUAGCGUCUUGAGUUGCGCAAUUCAAAGAAUAGGAGGCACACCUCUGGGAAAAAGAUGAUACAUAUCUGCGUAAAAGGGAGUAUAUCCCCACAAAGUGAAUACACGUUCAAAAUGGGGAAGUAGGAUAAAAGUGUAUAAAGUUUUUGUCAAGAGUUGUCAUAAACAAAGUGUAGUCUCGAGGUGUGAUCAUGCCAUGACAGUUCUGACACUGUUUUUAAUUGAGAUAAGCUCACACUGGUGCUGUACCUGCUCACUGGUGUCAUAUAGUUUUGCCUAAUUAAGCUGCUGCUGCUGUAUCACUGUUCAGAUAAGACUUGUUAUAAACACACUUUAAUCGCGUAA